Molecule: messenger RNA, 1251 nt
Organism: Penaeus chinensis
Lineage: Eukaryota; Metazoa; Arthropoda; Malacostraca; Decapoda; Penaeidae
Exons: 2
Coding region: 1-1251 (416 amino acids)
Biological process (GO): G protein-coupled receptor signaling pathway
Molecular function (GO): G protein-coupled receptor activity
Source: RefSeq, a predicted model, not a curated record
AUGGGCGUGAUGGAUGCUGGAGGCGGCGGGGGAGGGGCCGGCGGGGGCCUCGCCGGAGGGGGAGCCGUGGGCGCCGCGGGCGGGAUGAGCCCCCUGGAUUUCCGGGAUCAGCAGGGCGGCCUCCAGCACCACAUCCACCAGCUGAGGAAGAACAGCAGCGAGCAGCACGACGAGGAGCAGCAGCACUGGAACCGCCUCGGGAUGCUGCUGCUCAUGUCCACCCUGGCGGCUCUGGGCACGCUCGGCAACAUCUUCGCCAUCGCUGCGGUCAUGACGGAGGACCAUCUCAAGAAAAAGGGUAACGUACUGGUGGUGAACGUGAUGUUGGCCGGGCUGGUGGUGAGCGUGGGCGUGAUCCCAGCGUGGGUGGUGUCUCUGCUGGCCGGCUGGAUGCGCCCCACGCCCGUGUGCUACGCCUCCUGGUUCCUCACGUCCCUGGCCGCCCACGCCGCCCUCCUCACGCUGCCCAACCUGGCCUGGGAGAACUCGGCGCGAGUGGCCGGUCGCAGCGUGGGCGCGGCGCUCCUCGGCGUGAUGGUGGGCGUAUCGUGGACUGUCGCGGGCGUCACAACGCUCUCACAGUGGGUGACGGGCCUGGCCCCCACCCACUGCGACCGGCUCUCGCAGCCUCCGGCCGCUCAUACCAUCUUCACCUCGGCCGUGGGCGUAACUCUGGUGGCAGCGCCCUUAGUCACCUCCCUCAUUAUCCACGCCCACACCCUGCUGGCUGGGCGUGGGGGGCCUCGGCGCCCCGGCCCGCCCACGAUGAAGCCCCCGCAGGCCCUGGAGCGCGACCUGGCGCUGACGGGGACCAACCUGGUGGUGGCGGCGGCGUCGGGCGGCUGCUGGGCGGCGGGCGUGGCGUGGGAAUGGUGGGCGCACGACCCGCUGCGCCAUGGCGUGCCCUGGCUGCACAUCGUGGCCGCGACCACGUCGGGCUUCCUCUACGCCGCCCACAAGCCCUUCCGCGAAGCCUACAUCCAGCUGUUCCACUACUGCUGCUGCAAGACGUCCGUGUCCCUCUCCCGGCGGGGACGCAGCGGGGAGGCGGCAGCUGCGGCCGCUGCGGCAGCGGCUGCGGCGGCCCGACCAGCGAGCGAUGUGCGCGUGCACAUCAUCCCCGGCUACAACAUGUACACCACCGCCUCUACCCGCGACCACCGGCCGGCGGUGCACCCGCACGUGAAAGCGCCGAGGGGCAAGGAGUCCCGCCGGCCGAAGCACCACAAGAAGGACGUCUACGAGCUGUAG